AUGGACCCGGAUGCAGCAGACGAUGAGUUUUGCAUGACCUCGCUGAUGCAUGCAUCAGAGAACGGUCACGUUGAUGUCGUGCAGUUGCUCCUGGAGGCCGGUGCUGAGAAGGACUUGAGGGACAUGGAUGGCCGUACAGCAUUGAUGGCUGCAGCAUACGACGGUCACGCUCAAGUCGUGCAGCUGCUGCUGGAGGCAGGUGCUCAGAAGGAUUUGAGCGACAAUCUCGGCAACACAGCACUGAUACUUGCUGCAUGCAGCGACCAUGCUCCAGUCGUUCAGUUGCUCCUUGAUGCCCGUGCUCAGACGGAUCUGAUAAACGCCGACGGAAAUACGGCGCUGGUCGAUGCGGCACUGAACGGUCAUGCCCGAGUCGUGCAGCUGUUCCUGGAGGUUGAUGCACAGAACGAUCUGUGCGAUGGGCUAACGCUGGCAGAGCUGUUGGAGGCUACAAAAGUUCCGAGGUUCAGCGGGGAGACAUGCUGA
Molecule: messenger RNA, 486 nt
Organism: Symbiodinium sp. CCMP2592
Lineage: Eukaryota; Dinophyceae; Suessiales; Symbiodiniaceae
Source: the annotation of a GenBank genome assembly